UGUAUUUUUUUUAAAUAUUCAGACAGUAUUAUGAAGCGUAUCAAUGUGUUCAUUGUUAAUGUAUGUCUGGAAUAGCAUAAGGAAGAGUAGCGGAGUUGGUGGUUGCAGAAGGGAGCACCUCCUCAGUGUGGAGGUGCGGUUUGCGCUGGUUUUUGUCUCUGUCUCCGUGUUUUGAAGAAGAGGACCAUGGUGGAACUGGAGAAGGAGGUGCUCCCGCUGCCCCCUCGGUACCGGUUCCGAGACCUGUUGCUCGGAGACUGGCAGGCGGACGAUAGGGUCCAAGUGGAGUUCUACGUGAAUGAAAACACAUUCAAAGAGCGCCUCAAGCUUUUCUUCAUCAAAAACCAAAGAUCCAGUCUGCGAGUGCGAAUGUUUAACUUUUCUCUAAAAGUAUUGAGCUGCCUUCUCUACAUUGUCCGAGUCCUGCUUGACAAUCCCCAAGAGGAGAGACAGGACUGCGGUGGAGGAGUUAACUGCACCAAACAAAACGCAUCCUCCCGUCCCUGGAGUGAGUUUGACUGGAAACUCAUCAUCUGGGUUGAUAGACCUCUGCCGCUGUGGGCGCUGCAGGUGCUUGUGGCUUUCAUCAGCUUUUCAGAGACUAUGUUGCUUGUAUAUCUCAGCUACAAGGGUAACGUUUGGGAGCAAGUAUUACGUGUCCCGUUCAUACUGGAGAUGAUCAGCACCGUUCCCUUCGUGAUCACUGUGAUUCUGCCUUCCUUUAGAAAUCUCUUCAUUCCUGUAUUUCUCAAUUGCUGGCUGGCCAAACACGCUUUGGAGAACAUGAUUAAUGACCUUCACAGGGCGAUCCAGCGGACACAUUCAGCCAUGUUUAACCAGGUGGUGAUACUUAUCAGCACGCUGGUCUGUCUAAUGUUUACAUGCAUCUGCGGCAUCCAGCACCUGGAACGAGCCGGAAACAACCUCACCCUAUUCGACUCGCUCUACUUCUGCGUGGUCACCUUCUCCACGGUGGGUUUUGGAGACGUCACCCCCAAGAUCUGGCCCUCACAGCUCCUGGUAGUCAUCAUGAUCUUUGUGGCACUUAUCGUGCUUCCCAUCCAGUUUGAGCAGCUGGCCUUUCUGUGGAUGGAGCGACAGAAAUCUGGGGGCAACUACAGCCGCUACAGGGCACAAACGGAGAAGCACGUGGUGCUGUGCGUCAGCUGCCUCAAGAUCGACCUCCUCAUGGACUUCCUCAACGAGUUCUUCGCUCACCCCCGCCUGCAGGACUACUAUGUGGUGAUCCUUUGUCCAGCUGAGAUGGACGUGCAGGUUAGACGGGUCCUUCACGUCCCUCUGUGGGCCCAGAGAGUCAUCUACCUGCAGGGGUCUGCCCUCAAAGAUCAAGACCUGAUGAGGGCCAAGAUGGACGAUGCUGAGGCCUGCUUUAUUCUCAGUAACCGAUUUGAAGUGGACCGCAUUGCUGCUGAUCAUCAGACCAUCCUCCGAGCCUGGGCAGUCAAGGAUUUUGCCCCCAACUGUCCCCUGUACGUCCAGAUUCUCAAGCCGGAGAACAAGUUCCAUGUCAAGUUUGCAGAUCAUGUGGUGUGUGAAGAAGAGUUUAAGUACGCCAUGCUGGCUUUAAACUGUGUGUGUCCCGGUACAUCAACUCUCAUCACUCUGUUGAUCCACUCCUCUAGAGGACAGGAAUGCCAUCCAAGUUCUGCAGACCAGUGGCACCGGACCUACCGGCGCUGCUCAGCCAACGAGGUACAUCACAUCCGCCUGGAAGAAAGUAAAUUUUUCGGGGAAUACCAGGGCAAGAGUUUCACAUUUGCUUCCUUUCAUGCGCACAAAAAGUAUGGAGUGUGUUUAAUCGGAGUACGCAGACUUGACACCACCAACAUCCUGUUAAACCCCGGACCGUGCCACAUCAUGGGGGCCUCUGACACAUGCUUUUACAUCAACAUCUCCAAAGAGGAGAACUCAGCGUUCAUCAGGGGCCAGAGGGAGCCGUCGUGGGGUGGCGCAGGAGGAAAUGCCAGAGGAGUGCACCAAAGUAUCUACCAUGGACUCACUCGCCUGCCAGUCCACAGUAUCAUCGCCAGCAUGGGCACCGUGGCCAUCGACCUGCAGGACUCCAGCGACAGCAGCCCGGAGGGCCAGGACCCCGGCGGCGCUGGGCUCGGCGGUGGAAGAGCAAGCAGAAGCAGCUCCAGGGCUGAGCCCGGGGGCACCAACACCUUGGCCCUGCCGGCCAUGGGGGAUUCAGCAGAGGAGAGACGGCACAGCAUCGCCCCCGUCCUGGAAUUAGUGGACGGUGUCAACAGCCCCACCUUCGACCUGCUGGGAGACCAGUCAGAGGAUGAAGGAGGAGAGGAGGGCAAAGAUGACGGCGACAGAGAUGAGAAUGCCCACUGGUGGGGCCGGCACUGCGAGUGGGUUAAGGGAUACCCGCUAAACUCUCCAUACAUAGGUAGCUCGCCCACAUUGUGCCAUCUUCUCCAAGAAAAGAUGCCUUUCUGCUGCCUGCGCAUGGAUAAGGCUUGUCAUCACAUCCCUUUUGAGGAUGCCCGCUCCUACGGCUUCAAAAACAAAUUGAUCAUUGUGUCUGCGGAGAGUGCAGGAAAUGGUCUGUACAACUUCAUUGUGCCUCUGCGGGCCUACUACCGACCAAGAAAGGAGCUCAACCCCAUCGUGCUACUUUUGGAGAGCAUACCUGAAGCAGAUUUCUUGGAAGCCAUCUGUUGGUUCCCCGUGGUAUUCUACACAGUGGGCUCCAUUGACAACCUGGACAGUUUGCUGCGAUGCGGCGUUACUUUCGCAGACACCAUGGUGGUGGUUGACAAGGAGAGCUCCAUGAUUGCAGAGGAGGACUACAUGGCCGACGCAAAAACCAUCGUCAACGUCCAGACCCUGUUCAGACUAUUCCCAGGUCUCAGUAUCAUCACGGAGCUCACGCAUCCCGCCAACAUGCGCUUCAUGCAGUUCAAAGUCAAAGACCACUACUCCCUGGCUCUGUCCAAACUGGAAAAGAAGGAAAGAGAGAAAGGGUCAAACCUGGUCUUUAUGUUCCGCCUGCCCUUUGCUGCCGGGAAGGUUUUCAGCGUUAGCAUGCUGGACACUCUCCUCUACCAGUCAUUCGUGAAGGACUACAUGAUCUCCAUCGCCAGGCUGCUGCUGGGGUUAGACUCCAUGCCCGGCUCGGGCUUCCUCUGCGCCAUGAAAAUCACCGAGGACGACCUGUGGAUCCGAACAUAUGGACGCCUCUAUCAGAAAUUAUGCUCCUCCACGGGAGACAUUCCCAUCGGCAUCUACCGCACCGAAGCCCACAAGCUUCCAGUGUCCGAGUCCCAGGUAUCCAUCACGGUUGAGGAUUACGAGGACACCAGAGAACCCAGAGAGCCGCUCCUAUCCCGUACCGGCGCCCACCGUAACUCCACCUCCUCGGAGCCCAUAUCCACCUCCUCCCAUUCUUCAGAUCACCCGCUGCUCCGGAGGAAGAGCAUGCAGUGGGCACGGCGGCUGAGCAGGAAGGGGGGUCGGGGAUCCAGCGGAGCCAAAGGUGGUCCGGGCAGCGCUGCGGAGAGGAUCAGUCAGCAGAGACUGACUCUGUUCAGGCGCUCGGAGAGGCAGGAACUCAACGCUUUGGUGCGAACGAGGAUGAAACACUUGGGCCUUUCUCCAACUGGGUUCAAUGGGAUGACAGACCAAGGAAACAGACUGUCAUACAUCCUUAUCAACCCCUCCCCAGACACCAGACUGGAGCUGCAUGAUGUUGUGUACCUGAUCAGACCAGACCCCCUCUCCCUGGUGCCCAAUCAGGGGAGCAGCAGGAAGUGCAGCAGUGGACUAUCAGAGAGCCACAGGUUUGAUACGCAAGACAGCACCCACCUGUGAGAGACACAAGAAAAAAGACUCGAGUCUUGCCACGACACUGGGAGGGAGAGGAGAAAUCAAAUCAACACAAUCAUGAAGGUGAAACUCACACAAGCAUAAGACAGAAAAAGGAAACCACCAGAAGGCUCGUCAGGCAGUUCCAGACUGCAUGGACCUCUUCUGGCACGAUGGGAAUGUUUUAUUUAUGCACCUUCCGAUUUUCAAAGCUAAGAGCUGCGGACACAGAAGUGCAUUUAAUGAAAACAAACAAAACAAACCAACUUUAUGUAUUUAUAUCUGUGUAUGUGCAUGUUACGUACUACAACAUGUACUGUAUCCGCAGUGUGUACGUAUGUACAGUGGCACGCAAAAGAUUUCUGUCUAUGUAAAUUGUUUGACUACAAAAUGAAAUGAUCAUAUAAAGUUAAAGAUGAAACUUUCUUUGCAACAUCUGACGCAAGCUUAGUCUAUUUUUGUGCAAAUGUUUAGGCAUCCCUGGUUAUUUGAGAUCUGAGGUCACUAACUGUUUGUUAACAGUCAACUUGCCAAAGAACAGGUGGAUUUCCCGUCAUCAUUAGUACUUUAACUCCUCAAGUCUCUUCACAAUUAUCUGCAGCCACGGAUUUCUCUCUUAAUAACAUCAUCAAUGAAAACAAACCAUUUUCACAUAAAUGGUCCUUCAGUCUGUGUUGUUAUUGAAGAAUAAGAGUUAAC
This is a messenger RNA of Cololabis saira (Pacific saury), 4536 nucleotides long. RefSeq names its product potassium sodium-activated channel subfamily T member 2b (gene kcnt2b). Gene Ontology annotation, cellular component: membrane. Bases 187 to 3843 code for a protein of 1218 amino acids. The record is from RefSeq and is a predicted model, not a curated record. Gene Ontology annotation, biological process: potassium ion transport. The transcript has 29 exons. NCBI's taxonomy places the organism in Eukaryota, Metazoa, Chordata, Actinopteri, Beloniformes, Belonidae. Gene Ontology annotation, molecular function: intracellular sodium-activated potassium channel activity.